Lactuca sativa (garden lettuce) is the source of this 1197-nucleotide messenger RNA. RefSeq lists its product as uncharacterized. NCBI's taxonomy places the organism in Eukaryota, Viridiplantae, Streptophyta, Magnoliopsida, Asterales, Asteraceae. The record is from RefSeq and is a predicted model, not a curated record.
AUGACUUCUUCUAAUCUUCUUCUUCGAGUUCGACCGAUAAUUCCAAGUUCAAAAAUCGAUUUCCAACUUCCAAGUGCAAAAACAACUCCAAUCCAAGCUCCAAACCCUAAUAAAGCAAGUUUACAUGUUAAAGUAAGUGGUUUUUUUACCAAAAGACCAAGACCUAAUCCUAAUGAAAGUGGUGAAGGAUGUUCCCAAAUACCAAUCACCAAUCAAUCAAUCCCUUUAGUUUCUAAUUCUAAUGCAACCCCACAAACACCAAUCACCAAUCAAUCAACCCUUUCAGUUUCUAAUGCAAUUCCACAAACACCAUGCUCUAAUGAACCUAAUGAUAAUGUUGAUUUGAAAGAUCUUCCAAAGGACCCGACAGAUAAGCCAAAGAUUACAAGUUACAAAUCAAAUGUAAGAUAUUAUGUAAGAAGGGCAUAUUUGCUUCAAGGACCUUGUCAAAUAAGGUUAUAUAAGUUACCAAAAAAGAAAAUAGGUGAUAGAUUUAGAAGAUCCAUUCUUUCAUGGUUUGAUGGUUUUGAUUGGUUGGAAUAUAGUGUGAAAAGGAAUAGAGCAUAUUGUUUAUAUUGUUAUGUGUUUGGAGACAUCAUGAAUCAAAGAGGAGGGAGAGAUGAAUUUAUUUCCCAAGGUUUUGAUACAUGGAAUAAAAAAGAUGCAUUUCAGACUCAUGUGGGUAGUGUUGAUAGUUUGCACAACAAAGCAAGAGAAAAACUUUUAUUGAAAACCGGUUUACCGUUUCGUGGUCAUGAUGAGUCAGUUAACUCGAGAAAUAGAGGGUUUUACAUUGAAGUGCUAAAAGUCAUUCGGGAGACUAAUGAAGAUAUUUUCAACAAUACUUUAGAAAAUGCUCCUAAAAACAAUCAACUUAUUUCCCCUAAAAUUAAAAAAGAACUUGUACAAUGUUUUGCACAAGAAGUCCUUUUGAGUAUUCGCCAAGAGAUUGGUGUAGGUGUAUUUGCUUUAUUGGUCGAUGAAUCUAGUGAUGUCUCGAGAAAGGAACAAAUGGCUAUUGUUUUGCGAUAUGUUGAUAGUCUUGGCUUUGUGAAAGAAAGAUUCAUAGGCAAUGUGCACAUGAAGGAUACAUCCUCUACAACACUAAAAAACGACAUAAAUGAAAUACUUACAAGCAACAAGUUGAGUUUUAGUCAGAUAAUAGGACAAGGUUAUGAUGGGGCUAGCAAUAUGUGA